CAGCUAUUUCAAAUAUCUUCUUUGAGUCAGAUUUCUUAAAGUUUGAAACUUCACAGAGAAACCCAAAAGGGUAUUGUCAAAAACCCAGAAAGAUUCCGUGAUUUCUAGUAGUAAACGAGGAAGAAAAGGCGAUUUCAAGUGAUUUCUGAAGCGAUUUCUCGAUGUCUGGCGGCGAAGGAGAUGGAGGGACGACUUUAGAGUUCACUCCAACAUGGAUUCUCGCCGGUGUUUGCACUAUCAUCGUUGGGAUUUCACUAGCGGUUGAGCGCUUGCUUCAUUAUGCUGGAAAGCAACUUAAGAAGAAUCAACAGAAACCCCUUUAUGAAGCUUUACAGAAGAUCAAAGAAGAAUUGAUGUUAUUGGGAUUCAUUUCGUUGCUUCUAACUGUGUUUCAAAACAGCAUCACAAAGAUCUGUGUCGGUAAGAAUCUUACCCAUCAUUUCCUUCCUUGCAAGUUUGAAACUGAGGAAGAAGAGUCAUCUGAGACGGAGGAAUCUCCUAUUCGGCAUUUGCUUUCUGAACAUGCCUCCUCUGCGAUCGGUUACUGCACAUCCAAGCAUAAGGUUCCAUUGUUAUCUGUUGAAGCAAUUCAUCAUCUACAUAUCUUUAUAUUCGUCCUGGCUAUUGUUCAUGUGACGUUUUGUGUCUUAACUGUUCUGUUUGGAGGAGCAAAGAUACGUCAAUGGAAAAGUUGGGAAGACGCCAUUGCAAAGGAGAGUAAUGACAGUACCAGUUCAGGACAAGCCUUGCAUCCAAAGCUGACCGAUGUCCAUCAACAUGAUUUUAUAAGGGGUCGCUUUCGAGGCAUUGGUGGACAUUCUGUGAUUUUGGGAUGGCUGCAUGCGUUUUUCAAGCAAUUCUAUGCAUCGGUCACUAAGUCAGACUACAUGACACUCAGACUUGGUUUCAUUAUGACACAUUGCAAAGGAAACCCUAAGUUCAAUUUUCACAAGUACAUGAUAAGAGCUUUGGAAGACGAUUUCAUUGAAGUUGUGGGUAUAAGUUGGUAUCUCUGGGUAUUUGUUGUCAUCUUCCUGUUGCUGAAUAUUAACGGAUGGCACACAUACUUCUGGAUUGCCUUCAUUCCUUUCAUUCUUCUACUUGCUGUGGGUACUAAGCUUGAACACAUAAUUACUCAAUUGGCUCACGAGGUUGCAGAGAAACAUGUUGCAAUAGAAGGGGACCUAGUUGUUAAACCUUCAGAUGAUCACUUUUGGUGCCAUCGUCCCCGCAUUGUUCUCUACCUGAUUCAUUUCAUACUAUUUCAAAACGCAUUCGAGAUUGGAUUUUUCUUCUGGAUAUGGGUUCAAUACGGUUUUGAUUCUUGUAUCAUGGGACAAGUCCGUUACAUAGUGCCAAGGCUCGUUCUAGGGGUAAUAGUUCAGGUAUUAUGCAGUUACAGUACCCUUCCACUAUAUGCACUUGUGACACAGAUGGGAAGUUCGUUCAAGAAGGCAAUAUUUGAGGAGCAUGUACAAGUGGGCCUUGUCGGAUGGGCACAAAAAGUGAAGAGAAAGACACAGCUGAAGGCGGCUGCUGCUGCUGCUUCAGAAAGUGGCUCUGGCCAUGGGAGCUCAUCCGACGUCAAAAUACAGCUUGGAGUUCUUCAGAGACAGCAGCCCUAAGAUAAAUAUCAAAUACAGAACUUGAAACCUCAAAAAUCAAUCUUUGUCUUGUUUCGUUAUAACUGGGAAGAUGCAUAUUUCAACUAUGAGCAUUAUAUUAGUAUACAAUGGCUCUUUUUUGUCA
Messenger RNA from Impatiens glandulifera, 1749 nucleotides. RefSeq names its product MLO-like protein 1. The transcript is spliced from 14 exons. Gene Ontology annotation, cellular component: membrane. The coding region runs from base 162 to 1625 and encodes 487 amino acids. NCBI's taxonomy places the organism in Eukaryota, Viridiplantae, Streptophyta, Magnoliopsida, Ericales, Balsaminaceae. The record is from RefSeq and is a predicted model, not a curated record. Gene Ontology annotation, biological process: defense response.